GCAAGCCCGCUGGGCGGUGCGCCGGGGCCGCGGGAGCCGCGCGCCGCGUCGCUGUAAUCGGACACCGAGCGCAGGUCCCCCACGCCCGGCGAGCUUCCAUUCACUCCGAGGCGCUUGAUUGAGCGAAGCGGAGAAGGGCUCCGGGUGCCACAGCCCCGCAACGCUGAGGAUUCCUUUACAAAGAAACUCAGAGGACCGGGAAGAAAGAAUUUCGCCCCUGGGACGCUCUGGAAAUUCAGGUCUUCUGGGAAACGGGCUAUAAACACACGCGGAGCCAAACCGGUAGCAAAUUGAUUUUUCCGUGUGGAUCUCUUCCCACCUCGGUAUUUUCCCGUGGAUAUUAACUAGAAAAUCUGAAGAAAUGGCAUUCCGGGCAAUUUGCAUGUUGGUUGGAGUAUUUGUUUGUUCUGUCUAUGUAAAAGGAUCUUCUCAGCCCCAAGCAAGAGUUUAUUUAACAUUUAAUGAGCUUCGAGAAACCAAGACGUCUGAAUACUUCAGCCUCUCCCACCACCCUUUAGACUAUAGGAUAUUAUUAAUGGAUGAAGAUCAGGACCGGAUAUAUGUGGGCAGCAAAGAUCACAUUCUUUCCUUGAAUAUUAACAAUAUAAGUCAAGAAGCUUUGAGUGUUUUCUGGCCAGCAUCUACAAUCAAAGUUGAAGAGUGCAAAAUGGCUGGCAAAGAUCCCACACAUGGCUGUGGGAACUUCGUCCGUGUCAUUCAGGCUUUCAACCGCACUCACCUGUAUGUUUGUGGGAGUGGUGCCUUCAGCCCGGUCUGUACUUAUUUGAACAGAGGGAGGAGGUCAGAGGACCAAGUUUUCAUGAUUGACUCCAAGUGUGAAUCUGGAAAAGGACGCUGCUCUUUCAACCCCAAUGUGAACACAGUCUCUGUUAUGAUCAAUGAGGAACUUUUCUCUGGAAUGUAUAUAGAUUUCAUGGGGACAGAUGCUGCUAUUUUUCGAAGUUUAACUAAAAGGAAUGCAGUCAGAACUGAUCAACACAAUUCCAAAUGGCUAAGUGAACCUAUGUUUGUGGAUGCACAUGUCAUCCCAGAUGGAACUGAUCCAAAUGAUGCUAAGAUUUACUUCUUCUUCAAGGAGAAACUCACUGACAAUAGCAGAAGCACAAAACAGAUUCAUUCAAUGAUUGCUAGAAUAUGUCCUAACGACACGGGUGGACUGCGUAGCCUGGUCAACAAGUGGACCACCUUCCUGAAAGCCAGGCUGGUGUGCUCUGUGACAGAUGAAGACGGCCCGGAAACGCACUUUGAUGAAUUAGAGGAUGUGUUUCUGCUUGAAACGGAUAACCCAAGGACAACACUAGUGUAUGGCAUUUUUACAACAUCAAGCUCAGUUUUUAAAGGAUCAGCAGUGUGUGUAUAUCAUUUAUCUGAUAUACAGACUGUAUUUAAUGGCCCUUUUGCCCACAAAGAAGGGCCAAAUCAUCAGCUGAUUUCAUAUCAGGGUAGAAUCCCAUACCCACGCCCUGGAACUUGCCCAGGAGGAGCAUUUACACCCAAUAUGCGAACCACCAAGGAGUUCCCAGAUGACGUUGUCACUUUCAUUCGGAACCACCCUUUCAUGUACAAUUCCAUCUACCCAAUCCACAAAAGGCCACUGAUUGUUCGUAUAGGCACUGACUACAAGUACACAAAGAUAGCUGUGGAUCGAGUGAAUGCUGCUGAUGGCAGAUAUAACGUCCUGUUUCUUGGAACAGAUCGGGGUACUGUGCAGAAGGUUGUGGUUCUUCCUACCAACAGCUCUGCCGGUGGGGAGCUCAUUCUGGAGGAGUUGGAAGUUUUUAAGAAUCAUGCUCCUAUAACAACAAUGAAAAUUUCAUCUAAAAAGCAACAGUUGUAUGUGAGCUCCAAUGAAGGGGUUUCCCAAGUGUCCCUGCAUCGCUGCCACAUCUACGGCACUGCCUGCGCUGACUGCUGUCUAGCAAGGGACCCUUACUGCGCCUGGGAUGGCCAUUCUUGCUCUAGGUUCUACCCAACAGGGAAGCGGAGGAGCCGAAGACAAGAUGUGAGACAUGGCAAUCCAUUGACUCAAUGCAGAGGAUUUAAUCUAAAAGCAUAUAGAAAUGCAGCUGAAGUUGUUCAGUAUGGAGUAAAAAAUAACACCACUUUCCUUGAGUGUGCCCCCAAGUCUCCGCAGGCAUCUGUCAAGUGGUUGUUACAGAAGGACAAAGACAGGAGAAAAGAGGUCAAGCUGAAUGAACGCAUCAUAGUCACUUCACAAGGACUUCUAAUCCGUUCCAUUCAGGAUUCUGACCAAGGACUGUACCACUGCAUUGCAACAGAAAACAGCUUCAAGCAGACCAUAGCCAAGAUCAAUUUUAAAGUUUUAGAUUCCGAAAUGGUAGCUGUUGUAACAGACAAAUGGUCACCAUGGACCUGGGCCAGCUCUGUAAGGGCUUUGCCCUUCCACCCAAAGGACAUCAUGGGGGCAUUCAGCAACUCAGAAAUGCAGAUGAUUAACCAGUAUUGCAAAGACACUCGGCAGCAACAUCAACAUGGAGAAGAAUCUCAAAAGAUGAGAGGGGACUAUGGCAAGUUAAAGGCUCUCAUCAAUAGCCGGAAAAGUAGAAACAGGAGGAAUCAGUUGCCAGAGUACUAAUGUUUUCUUACAUGGGGGACUUAUGCUUCCCAUAGUCAUCAAUGAUCCAUCUGUCUUCAGUGAUCAGAUUUUGAACAAUCUUGUUCUUAUCCAUGGGAAAUUCCUGAGAAAGGCAAUUACACACUCCUAAAGUGAAUGUUACAUGAACUGAAAUGAGCAUGCAUUUUCUUGUAUGAUAUCGACUAGCACUAGACAUGUCAUGGGCCUCAUGGUGCAUAUAAAUAUUUAAAUUAACCUAGAUUUUAUUUAUGUCUUUAUUUACCUUUUCUUCAAAUCAAUAUGGUGGUUAUAAAACUAGAAUUUUUACAUCAUCCCUUAAUUGAACAAGGGCCAUAAACCUGUAACCUUCCUUUCUUUUAGGAUUUCUAGUUGUCACUGAUUUAAUAUAUGAAAACAAUUACCAAGUUUACAACUUUUACAUGGUUGAAGUUGUAUAAAUGCAUGUGACAGAGUAGCUGUCAAAGUAUGUGGAAUAGAAAAAAGACAAGGAAGAGAACAUCUAAGUUAUAUUAAAAAAGGGGGUUCAUAAGGAGAAAACGACAAGUUUAUAUGCUUUGAGUUAAAUAUGUUGUUGGUUACUUUUAAUUUUGUAAAAAUUGUCAGUUGUGGAGAUCUGUCAUUGAUCUUUGUUCCCUUGUAUCAGGAAGAUAAAAUGAAUGACCCUCAUUAUAAAUGUCUUCAAUUGGAGUUAUGUCAGUGAAGCAUUUAAGUUUAUAUUCCUAUGUUUUCAUCUUCCAAACAAAAGCACUUUUUUGGAAGUCAUUGGAGUUAUUCUAGACUCAGAGACUAUAAUCUAAUACUGUUUAAUCAAUUACUGAGUUUGUUCUAGUAUUUCAGUCUUUGUGACAAAUUAAACAAUAUAAGAAGAAAAAGUUUUCAAAUAUCACCCCUUAUGUACAUGAGUGAUGAAACCAUCACAGUGAAAUAACAAGAAAAACAAAGUAGAAAAUGCAAUUUUAUUAACAAAAGUUUAUGAAAAUGUGACUAGUUUUUAACUUUAAUAAUUGAUUUAAUAAUCAUGAAUUAAUUUCAUGAUUUCACAUAUUUUUGUUAUUUACCAAUCUCAGAUAUCAUCUGGAUUAUUAAGUCACCAGCUUAUUUUUAAUGAUCUUUUGUGUGUUCUGAGGAGGUGUUCAUUUUGUGGAGAAAUGAAAAAAAUCUGGUCUGAAUAAAAACAGACAUACUUUCUUGUAAAAGGGUGUUUGUGUAUUAUGUUCAUUAGUAUGUAAAUACAAACGUGGGAAGUUUUGUGAUGAAUAAAAUAAUUAUCUUCUAGUUGUAUGUUUGAAUUAUAUUAUUAGAAUAAUUUAAUAGUUUUAAAUUGUUUAAAUAGUUUAAAACUCAGUAAUUUAUUGAGUUUUUUACUCCAAAUAACAAGAUGAAAUAAUACGAAUGUAUCUUCCUACUUUCAUAUUUCUUUUAAAGUCACAAAUUUUGCUCUUUUAUUUCAUUUAUCAUUUAAGAUAUUUUUAUGUUUCCAGGUACAAACAGAAAUCACAUGAUAUACCUAAUCAAAAUUUAUCACAAAAUUUUUAUUUGUAGUUAAAACUAUCCAUGAAGAAGGUAAUCAAGGUAAAUAGGUCACCUUUUUAAGCACUGCAAUACAAAGCUUCAAGAACAAAAAGCCAUUGUCAAAAUGAAUGUGUCUGAUAAUCAGAAUCUAAGAAUGUGAUUAAUUAUCUAAGUGGUAGUAAACUGUGACAUUAUAAGAGAAGGCCUCAAUGGGCAAAAAUAGCUAUUAAACCUGGCAAUAAUAUUAUUCAUUUUU
Messenger RNA from Phyllostomus hastatus (greater spear-nosed bat), 4385 nucleotides. It is a transcript of the gene SEMA3C, whose product is annotated as semaphorin 3C. Bases 362 to 2617 code for a protein of 751 amino acids. The transcript has 18 exons. Gene Ontology annotation, molecular function: chemorepellent activity; semaphorin receptor binding. The record is from RefSeq and is a predicted model, not a curated record. Gene Ontology annotation, biological process: negative regulation of axon extension involved in axon guidance; axon guidance; semaphorin-plexin signaling pathway. NCBI's taxonomy places the organism in Eukaryota, Metazoa, Chordata, Mammalia, Chiroptera, Phyllostomidae.